Nematocida minor is the source of this 2859-nucleotide messenger RNA. RefSeq lists its product as uncharacterized. The transcript has a single exon. The record is from RefSeq and is a predicted model, not a curated record. NCBI's taxonomy places the organism in Eukaryota, Fungi, Microsporidia. The coding region runs from base 1 to 2859 and encodes 952 amino acids.
AUGGAGGAAAUAGCUAAAAGUGUUUUUGGGUACAGAGGAAAAGAAACUAUGGUGCGCGCAUAUAGCAAAGAGCUGCAGGGCGUUCUGUGCUACAUCGUUAUAAUGGCCAAAAAAAGCCACGAUCUUGCCAUUCGUGUUUCCAUAACGCCAACACCCAUGCAAAUACUGGAGCACUCUGAUGCCAGCCAGCAUGCGAUAAACCACGACCAGUGUCUAGGCACGUAUGCAAUUAAAGACGUAGUGAUGAAUGCGGAUUUUCUGCAGUUUGAUUUUGAUGGAGUUUCCGUGGAGUUUCUGAAUCCCAUCGAUUUUAACAGCUGGAGGGAGCACAUAGAGUGGCUCCUUCACCCCAUAAAUGUUGCAGUGGAUCCAGCACAGACUUUCAAGCUCGUAUCAAAAGAACAGCACAGCUACAGCAAUCUUUUUGUGUUUAGAAAGUAUUUUACAAUCAAUGACUGGAAAAAGACGGUGCAGAUCAACAACAGACUUCCAUAUAAGGCAAUGAUGGGCCAUUACACUUUGGGAAAAGUGCGCAUUCCGCAGAGAAACUUUCAGACACACUGUUUUGGCAGAGAAGAGAUUAACAAGCAAUACUAUCUCCAGAACAACUGGCAGAGUGCAAAUAUACACCAGUACGUGGCAGAAAUAGACCCCAUAAAUGCAAAUUCUUCCUUUCAUGUCUACCACUUUGGGAAAUACUACAAUCUCGCAGUUAAAAACCUCGAGAGCAGCCAAACAGUCUGUGCUGACUGGGAUACCAACACCUACUGCUGCUGCGAGUAUCUGUACUACUCGGGUGGGAUGUUUGUAACACACGUUCCCUUUUCUCACUCGAUCGAGUCAUUUGAGAGAGAUAGACAGUAUAUGUUGGCCAGCAUAUACCCCUCCAACUGUUCUAUCCUUAAUAAGUACUGCCAGGGAUAUUUGCAGAGCUUUUCCAGCACAUUGGAGCGAAUGAACAACUAUUUAAAUUUUGUUGCAAGAGCCUCUGAGAUUCUCAAUAAAGCUCUGCCAAAUAAACACGAGAGAAAACAGCUGAAUGACAAAUGCUCUUUUGAAGAGGUUUUGAAGUACUCCAUGAGUAUGUUUGAGGUGUCAAUCAAGAAAAGUGUGCAAAGUAUGUACAGACUCAAAAAGCAGCCAUCAGAUGAGGAUGUUCUCUGCGACUCGAAUCAGCUCAGAGAACUAGGCAUACUGAAUAAAGAUUUUCAUAAACUGUCUGUAAAUGAGAUGGACACUGAGAGCAGAUGGUACUCCACAGAGAACAUCCACACAUACAUACUGGUCACUGACGAUUUAUAUGAAGUGCAGUUCCUCCCUCAGACUGCUGUUAACCUGCCUAUGCUCACAUAUCUAUCCGUUUCUUCUGUGCUGAAGAAUGCUGACCAUCACUCUUUCGAGCCAGUCAAUUCGUGUUUAGACUACAUAAAUAUUUCCAGUAUAGCCAGAGAGGCCUGCAAAGAUAUCAAACUAGAUGUGCCUCUGGUGAAUAACCACGUGGACAUGAACUUGCGAUCGUAUAUCAGUCCAAUUCUGGAUGAGUUGAACAAUAUGGUCUUUAAAUCCAGAAUAAACUACACGCUAAGUGGAACAGAUGUGUAUUUGUACACGAUAUCGCUAAUUACUGUAAAAGGAUACUCUAUUGAUUAUGUUAUGUCAACAAUCAUGCAAAGAUUUCACAGGCACAAUUUUACUCUUCUGCCAACAAAAAUUGCAAUAGACACUGUGCUGGACCUCCAUCCAUACAUGAAAUAUAUAUUUGGUCGGUACCCUGGAUAUCUUCUAACGGGUCUCAGACUGUACCCUACAUAUUCCAUCCAACAGCUAGAAUCUAUCGUAGCAGACUUUACCUCGGAAAGUGAGGAGUACAACCAAACAUUAAUCUCUUCUUUUUCAGAGCUGUGCAGCAUGCGGAUCUCUCCCAGGUACAACCUAAAAAAGUUUGAGAAAAUAAUUAAGUACCAGAAAGUUUUCUAUUAUUACAGAGCUUGGUUUUUGCUUGCGUACGUAUUCAUGUUCGAAAUAAAAACAAGAAGAAAAAACUUUUCUUGUCUGCACAUCACCACGUAUUUAUUUGUGAUGAAUUUGCUUAUAAAGUACCACGAAAACCCACGGGUUACAGAUGCCGUAUAUGUAUUUAUUUCAGGGUUUAACUCCACUCUAGCCUCCGAUGUAUACAAGUAUCUCGAUAGCCCUGAAAACAACUCUGCCUUGAACGAGAGCAUAAGAGACGCCAUUGAUGAAACACUUUCUCUUCACAAGGCAUUUGCUGAAAAGUGGGGAAGUGAUGAGCCCCAUAUAGAAAGAAUAAGCUACACUGUAUACUCUGCCAUUGCCCUGGCGGUCUUUGUCACUAAGGCAAAAGACUCUGCGUGCAUACAUCGAGCUAUAAAAGUGUACGGAAGAGCUCUGCGCAACAUACUGAAUUUUUACAUGCUCUUCUACAUAAAAAAGUCUGAGCUCUUCGUAGAAUAUGCGCAGAUUCUUCAGCCGCUUAUGCUCCAUCUGCAAGUCAUAAAUAGACAGACUGCCAUAAGGCUCCUGUCUGUUCUGUCGAAAUACUCCACUGAUGAAAUAAUAUGGGCUUUUUAUAAGCUCCCCCUCUUCUCCAACACGAUUUUUAACGUUUUCAUUACAGAUGUAGUGAUAAAUACCGGUGACCAAGACUCUGCGAUAGACCAUCAUGGCAGCCCAGAAUGCAAUAAGAAGGAUAGUACUGAUCUCACAGAGAUUCUAAAUGCAUGGUUUGAAUCUGGAGGAGAUGAUCUGCCUAGCAUAAAGAAAGACCCACAACUCCUACACUCCAUUCUUUCUUUUUACUACCCAAAGAAAUUUAAAACCUCUCAAGAUAAUGUAUAG